Messenger RNA from Theileria annulata, 1476 nucleotides. RefSeq lists its product as hypothetical. NCBI's taxonomy places the organism in Eukaryota, Apicomplexa, Aconoidasida, Piroplasmida, Theileriidae. Gene Ontology annotation, molecular function: zinc ion binding; SUMO ligase activity. Gene Ontology annotation, biological process: protein sumoylation. The coding region runs from base 1 to 1476 and encodes 491 amino acids. The record is from RefSeq and is a predicted model, not a curated record. The transcript has a single exon.
AUGGUUAGAAAGUCAAAAGUAGCCUCAAUCACUAAUGAUUAUUAUUAUUGUAUUUGUAGCGGCUCGUUUGUUGUCAAGGAUCCAGAUUACAAACCCUUGGUUUGUAAACUCUGCUCAAAAUAUAGCCACAGAGAGUGUACAAAUUAUUCAGGGAAGCAAGAAGAGUUCGAAUGCCUACUUUGCAAAAUACACCUGCUAGAUCCAUUCAACACAGUUGAUAACUACCUAUGGUAUGAAUGCAUAGGAAACACAACAUCAUACUUUGUAGUGGAUGCUACAAACCUGAGAAAGUGGCGAUCAAACAACAAAGAUAUAUACAUGGCCUGUAUACCGUUAAACAAGGAAGUUUUACAACAUGAAUGGCCGAAAACCUUCCAACUGAAAAUCAAUAACGAUAUGGUCCACGUGGUGAAAGAACCAUCAUGGGAACAUAAAAGAAGAGAUAAUCCAAUCAAAGUGACGUACGCAAUGCGAACAGGAGAAAAUUUGAUUAACAUCACAAGCACUACAUACACGGAAAACGAACCGCUGUUUCUACUAGUAAUGUUUGUGUGUAACCAGGUCACAGUGCAUAACAUAAUUGAUACUUUGAAGAUGAACCACACAAUCCCAUAUGAAGAGGCUAGAGAUAGGAUAUAUUCAAUUCUAAACACAAAAAUAGACGAUGACGAGAUUGUGUGCAUGGAAAACACAUUCAAGAUGGAUUUAAUAUGCCCAGUCACACUGGACAAAAUAACAAUUCCAACACGAGGAAGGUUCUGCGGACAUAUUCAAUGUUAUGACCUUUUCGGAUACUUGAAAGUAAUGGAGAGAACGUCAGCCUUCAACAUGAGGUGGAAGUGCCCAGAAUGUCACCUGAUUGUUAAGCCAUACGACUUGGUAAUUGAUACGUACGUCGAGAAACUCAUCGUCGAUCUUCCCAACGUUAAGACAAUCCAGCUUGAUAAGGACCUUAAUUAUCGCAUAAUCUUAGAUUUAAAUAACGCUAGAUCUUCAGCUAAGACGCAAUCUGAUGAUGAACAACAGUUAAAUAAUGAUGAAGAUAUGGAUUACGUAGCAGAUCUUGAAACUACAAUGAAUUCUACAACGGAAAACGUUAUUGAGUUAGAAUCAGAUGGACAGAAUGUUGACGUGAUAUGUAUAAGCGACGACGAUGUAAAUAUACAAGAACCGGUGAAUGAUAUAAUAGAACCACCAAAGACUCCACCCACCUCAAGAGGUAGACCAAGAAAAAAUAAAAUAGUUGAUAAAAACAUCAAUAGUAGUUCCAGCUCUGAAAAGAAAACCCGAAAGAGGAAGCUAAAGAAACCAACAGAUGGUCCAGAUUCCUUUGCCAUAACUAUAGCCGAUAAAACCUUGGCCGACUGCGUAAACACAUUUAAUCAACAAACAUUACACUCAUUUACCAACUCUACACCAAGCUACGACAAUUUCAUUUUAAAGCCUCCAGUAAUCAACCAGAUGAAUAAAACCUAA